UUCUGUAUUUUCAUGAUUUAAUGUCUAAUGUUUGAUUUAAUGAGGUAUAUUAUUUUGCGUAGCUGCUGUCUACUGGACUGGAGAAUUCAGACUUUAGAAUGACACUUUUAUCAAGUGAAAUGAGAGCCACUCAGCCAAUCAGACCACACAGAACCUUGCUGUGAUCUUAACCUUGACCCUGUUGCUGUGCUCUUCCCAACAGGGUUUAAUAAACCUUGAAUGCAGCUGAUGGCGUAACCCUGACAAACCCUGCCAACACGGUCCAUGUCCAUGACUUUGUGGUGGUGGCGCGGUUCGACACCUGAUCGUGCUGCACCAAUAGGGUACUCGCUUUAUGCCAACAGAACGACAACAUGGCUGCCUCCAUGGUUUUAUUCAACGUCACUGAUAAAGAGGAAAGCACCCACAAGUCCUCUAAAGUGGACCAGAUGGAUUCCGAACAGUUCUGUAUACGUUGGACUUUUUAUGUCAAGUCAUUUAGAUCAAUAAAAGGCAUUAAUUGUACUCAUAGCAGUGACAAAGACCCUCAGACACUCUGGAUGACGAGGAAUCCGACUUGGCCCCCGAAGUGCGGAGCGGAAAUCAAGCUCUGAAAGACUUUUCGUGGUUCACCUUGCGGCCUAUGAGUUUCUGUUUUCUGUUUCAGCUCAUGCAGAAGUCAUCAAAAGGAAAGCAGUCUCACUAACAGCAUUUCAUCAGCUGAGGCUUUCCAUCAGUUCGCUGACCGAGACUCUUUUGUACCUUCUUCAAAGUAAACAACUGAGUGAGACGCACUGAGUUUGGAAAAGACUGACGAAUGACACGAUUUUCCUCUGGGACUCUGAAAUGUGUGCAUCACAAGCGGAACACUAAGAAGCUGUGCUGUGUCGCUGUACACGGGAGAAAAAUAAAGCUGGUUUCCUUUGAAGCGUUUUGCCUUUAAUGUCCUUCAGUUAGCUGUUAGACCUCAGGCGAUGUCUCACUCCCUUCCUGUGUGGACGAAGCUGUCCUGCCUGUUUCCAGUUGAAACGUGAGCUCCGGGGAGGACGGGGUUAACCCGAGCCUGCCCUGGAACCUGUUUCUGCUCGCCUCUCGAGCAUUUCUGACAUUCAAGCGUUUCCUUCUCACAAAGCUGAAAGGAAGCUUCGUGUUUUCCGUCUGUCUCUUCGUCUCUUCGGCGUCCCGUCAUGUUUGUCUCCAGGUUUCUGUGCAGGUUUGAUUUCUUCCGCCCUCCACCUGUGAGAAUCUACAAGUCCAGUUCGGCCUGGUCUUUCUGUGCCGUUUCCUGUUACAGCAGUCGACCGCCGUCUCCAGGUGUGUCCAUUCGUCACAGCCUCGGCCGCCCCGUCCUCUCGGUGCGCCUGCCUGCAGGUCGGACGUGUCGUUUCACUCUGACGCCCAUGUUGACCACGGUGGGCGACCUGCUCCAUAACAUCAAGGCCGAGGACCCUGGGGUGCACACGGCCGCCCUGCUCAACGGGGAUGGACAGAGAAUCUCCUCCUGCACCCUGAUGGAAACUGUUUUAAAUAAAGAUUUUCAGCUGGUCAUCAACGACGUCACGCACUGCGUCGGCUCACUCGGACAAGGUGCGUCCCACGAACACGUGUUGGGUCUGGACGACGUGAAGUACGUGGUCCACCUGCUGCACUCGGCUCUGAGUCUUCCUCAGCGGCAGCACGUCAGACACGCCGAGCUGCUGAUCAGACGGGAGCAGCUGGAACAGCAGCUGCGCCCCCUGGAGACCGUGAGACUCAAGAUAGCACAGGAAGCGAACACUAGAGCGUCAGUACUAGGGUGGGUGGGGCUUGCCUACCUGUCUCUGCAGGGAGGAUUCCUGGCUUAUCUCACCUGGUAUGUGUUUGCCUGGGACGUCAUGGAACCAGUGACGUACUUCAUCUCCUACAGCACCAGCAUGAUCUUCUUCGCCUACUACGUCCUCACCAAACAGGACUUCAUCUGUCCGAAGGUGAGGGAUCGUCACUUCCUUCACUUUUUCCACCAGAAAGCAUCUUGGCAGAAAUUCAAUGUUCAGAAAUACAACGAGCUCAAAGACGAGCUGCAGAAGGUGGAUGAGGAUCUCCGGAGGUUGAGGAGUGCCAUUCAGCUGUCAGCCAAUCAGACUCCGAGAGCCACCUGAGACUUCAGCUCAUUCUUAGAGACGUUAAGCGCAGUUUGUUGUCCUGCUGUUUCUGAAGAAGGUUUUUAACUUCUGUAUUGGCCAGCUGUCUUUAUUAACGGUGAAAUAAAAGUUUUUAAUCACGUUUUA
Scatophagus argus is the source of this 2246-nucleotide messenger RNA. Its product is annotated as calcium uniporter protein, mitochondrial-like. Gene Ontology annotation, biological process: calcium import into the mitochondrion; mitochondrial calcium ion homeostasis. Gene Ontology annotation, molecular function: calcium channel inhibitor activity. The record is from RefSeq and is a predicted model, not a curated record. The coding region runs from base 1167 to 2117 and encodes 316 amino acids. Gene Ontology annotation, cellular component: mitochondrial inner membrane; uniplex complex. Lineage: Eukaryota; Metazoa; Chordata; Actinopteri; Scatophagidae. The transcript is spliced from 9 exons.